Molecule: messenger RNA, 1353 nt
Organism: Erinaceus europaeus (western European hedgehog)
Lineage: Eukaryota; Metazoa; Chordata; Mammalia; Eulipotyphla; Erinaceidae
Gene: TMEM54
Product: transmembrane protein 54
Exons: 6
Coding region: 72-809 (245 amino acids)
Source: RefSeq, a predicted model, not a curated record
CGGGAAGGGAGGCAGGGCGCCGGCGAGCCCGGGGCGCCGGGCGGGAAGUGGGCGCGGCAGCGGCCCCGAGCAUGGGAGCGCGGCCCCCCGGCCGGCCGCAGCCUGUGGAGCCCGGGCAGCCGCGGAGGCCCCGCGCGGGAGCCGAGAUGUGUCUGCGCCUCGGUGGCCCCUGUGUGAAUGACUUUGGGAGAGUGCUGAUGAAGACGGGGCUGGUGCUGGUGGUGUUGGGCCACUUGAGUUUCAUUGCCGCUGCUCUGCUCCACGGCACCGUGCUGCGCUACGUGGCUGCCCCCCACAACGCUGUGGCUCUGCAGUACUGUGUGGGCAACAUCCUCUCUGUCACCUCUGCCAUUGUGGUCAUCAUCUCAGGCAUUGUAGCCAUCAUCUUGUCACGCUACCUCCCCAACAUCCCUCUGCGCUGGACAGUGUUUAGCUCAAGUGUGGUCUGUGCCCUUCUCUCCCUGAUCUGUGCUCUCGGCCUCUUGGCUUCCAUCGCUGUGACCUUUGCCACCCAGGGCCAGGCACUGCUGGCUGCCUGCACUUUUGGGAGCACUGAACUACUGUCACUGGCACCUGACUGUCCCUUCGACCCCACACGAAUUUAUAGCUCCAGCCUGUGCCUGUGGACCAUUUCGCUAGUGUUCUGCUUGGCGGAGAGUGUGUCUGCUGUGCGCUGUGCCCAAUUUACCCACCAACUACUAGAACUGAGGCCGUGGUGGGGGAAACAUAGCCACCACUCGGAGAGCCCGGAACCUGUGGAGGACCAUGACCUGCUGAGCUGCGCCAGCUCUGAGCCACUGACCCUCUGACUGCCUAGCCUUCUCGGGGUCCCAUAGCACUAGGGACCCCCUGCACUGUGACCAGGCUGAACUCCUGGAGCUGGCCCAAGAGGACUCCGUGGUGGCCACAUAGGGGGUGGGGCUUGUAGCCCCUCUCCCGGCCGGCCACCCAGCCCACUGCACUGAAACAAGACUUUAUUCUGAAGUUAUUAAAAAGAACAGAGAUGUUCCACUUGGAUGCAUGCAGCGGGGAGAGGGCUUGGCUUUCCUGCACAGGACACUGCUGGGGGGAAGCAAGGGGGAUCCAGGUGCAUUUGCCCGUCUGUCUGGGGGCCUGUGAGUGUGUUUGAGAAGCAAAAUAUACGGAGGGGUCCCUGGUUCUGUUUGGCUGUGCUGAGCGGCAGAGGGACAGGAAUGGAGGUGCUCCUUUUGCAUCAAGGAAGUCGGCCAACAGGAGCUGCAGCAGGAAGGGUUGAGGGCCUCCGCAGAAGUUUGGCCCAAGGAAGCCUUUUCCUCAGACCCCCACAUUCUGGAACCUUUGCUCCCUUUCAAAUAAAAGCUGGUUGCUCACCUA